Molecule: messenger RNA, 4390 nt
Organism: Alligator mississippiensis (American alligator)
Lineage: Eukaryota; Metazoa; Chordata; Crocodylia; Alligatoridae
Gene: POLDIP3
Product: DNA polymerase delta interacting protein 3
Exons: 9
Coding region: 77-1330 (417 amino acids)
Biological process (GO): mRNA export from nucleus
Cellular component (GO): nucleus
Molecular function (GO): mRNA binding
Source: RefSeq, a predicted model, not a curated record
GGGGCUUGUGGCGGAAGUGCUCGGUCUCGUUUCCAGGUCUCGCUCGCUGCGUCGGAUCCGUGGGCCCCGCGGCAAGAUGGCGGACCUGUCCCUGGACGAGCUCAUCCGGAAGCGCGGCGUCAACGCCAAGGGCAGGCUCAAUACCAGGCCAGUAUUUGGAGGUGUCAGAUCGCGAAUUGGGAUCCAGCAAAGUCUUCUAAGUAGACCUUCAGCAACCAUCGGUUUCCAGCGGACUUUUGAUGCUCGGCAAAAGAUUGGUCUCACUGAUGCCCGACACAAACUGGGAGUUAAAGACGCCCGAGAGAAACUGGUUCAAAAAGAUGCUAGAUUCAAAAUCAAAGGGAAAGUGCAGGAUGCCCGUGAAAUGCUGAAUUCCCGCAAGCAGCAGAGCGUGGCUGCUGAGAAGGUGACCAAAGUGGUUGAUGCCAGAGAGAAGAUCAGCUUAAAAAGGAGUGCUCCUGCCAUUAUGAGCCCAGCCAUGGGUACAGUGAGCCCAGCCAUGAAAAUCACCAAAACUAUUCAACAGAAGGCUGCAGCUCCAGGACACUCUCAUCCUACGGGAAUGAGGAUCAACGUAGUGAACAACCACACACACAAACAGGCCCCGUAUGACAUGGAAGAUGAUGAUGGAACUGUCUCUCCCCUUCCUAGCAAACAGAUGAAAAUCACCACCACAAACAGUUUCCUGCACAGUGCGGCUGGGUUGAGUGGCAAUAAGUUCUCUCUGUCCAAGACUGUCCCGCUCACCAAAGUGGUUCAGAAUGAUACCUAUACAGCACCCCCAGCCCCACCCUCUCCCAUUCGGACAAAGGCCCUGACAAGUGUGUCCCGGACCUUAGUGACAAAGGAGGAACCACCAAAAGAGCCAGCACCUGUUGAGCCUGUGUUCAGCCCUCUGGAAGGCACAAAGAUGACUGUGAACAAUCUGCACCCACGAGUAACAGAAGAAGACAUUGUUGAGUUGUUCUGUGUGUGUGGCGCUCUGAAGCGAGCCCGUCUGGUGCAUCCUGGAGUGGCUGAGGUGGUCUUUGUAAAGAAGGAAGAUGCCAUUACAGCAUAUAAGAAAUACAACAACAGGUGCUUAGAUGGGCAGCCAAUGAAAUGCAACCUUCACAUGAAUGGAAAUGUCAUCACAUCAGACCAGCCAAUCUUGCUUCGAUUAAGUGAUACUCCCUCUGUGAAGAAGGAAGGAGAACCACGUCGGUCAAGUGCAGCUGUCUCCUCAAAUCCACCAGCUGAGGUGGACCCUGACACUAUCUUGAAGGCGCUCUUCAAAUCCUCAGGGGCCUCUGCCUCCGUGCAGCCUACAGAAUUCAAAAUCAAGCUCUGAGAAGUGGGCAGGAGAGUAGUGGACUGGAAAACUCGCUCAAGUCGAGGAAUGGAGAGAAUAGCGCAGGGACGCAGGCAUUGCUGCGUUUACCUACCGCGCGGUUUUUUGUUUGUUUUCUAUGAUCGCUCCCUUCCUGUACAGUAGUGUUCCCUCUUGUGUGUAUUUUCUGUUUUCAUAGUUGGAAUUCUCUUCCACCUUUUUCCAUAAGAAUAACCUCCCCCUUCUACCAAUUAUAUAUUACCAUGCAUAGACCAUGUAACUCCCUCCCUUGCUCCAAGCCCCAGUGGACAGCCUUUUAAAGUGCACCAGGAGACUGAUGGGGGUGGGGGAUGUAAACACUUCCUCUUCUCUGCUGAUUUACCUUUGAUGGAAAGGCGAAACCACUUAAUUCUCACCUGAAGAUAAUGAGAUUUCAUUCUUAAAGCUGCUGCAUUUGGGUCAGAGCCAGGUGCACUUCUGUGCAACAAGUGACACAAUUUUUUUGUCUUGCAUGCACCUGGUCAUAUGCUACUUCAGCUUAACAGUUGGACAUUUUAUGAAGCAGCAGCCAUGAUGCUGAGAAACUAACCUGCAGCAGCUCCCAUGUAUGCAGACAAAUUGACAGGAGACUUGGGGAGGCUGGGGAAGAUGCAUAUUGGUGCAAAUAUUCAUUUGUUAUGCUGGCACAGUUAAGCCUCUGCUAAUGUCCUGGUGAAUUUCGGCAUUUGAUAGUGUGCUGAGGUGGAGAAAAUAACUCUGGCAUUUAUAGGAUUAAAUAUAUCAGAACCUUUAGAGUACCUAAGGGUGAGUUGUCCUCCUUUUCCUGUUUCUGGACUGACUUCAUGUAUCCAGAACCAAAGGAAAUCAAAUGUUUCCCUUUCCAUUAAGCUGUAUCAUGUGGUAGGUAUUCUGCGGUCCCUGACAUUCAUUCUUUGAGGUGGAAAAGGAAGGGGGUGUUUCUAUGUUCUCUGAUCUGAUUUUAUGGAGUAGUAACCUGGGAACGAAGUUGAACACUAAUUGUAGAAAGCAAUCCCUUUCCUCCUGCCCUUGAGGACUGUGAGUUUUCACAGGGCUCCUUUUGGGUAAUGCUUAGCUCUACACAGGCCUGUAGCUCACAUACUUGGGCAGGAAGGAUGGUGGAUGCACUUCAUGGCUUAAGAGGGAUGGCUGCAGGAGGACAACCGGAGCUCCAGUUGGGAUACGGCAGAGGAAGCGUAGAAACCAGGAGGUCCCAUGUCAAGCAGCAAAGAUGUACCUUCCAAAGAGACUGUCUAUCUCUGGAGAUUCAGCAGCCACUAGGUGGCACUCAGUGCUUCCUUUAUUGGCACACCAUUAAUUUGGUGAAUACUGGAAAGCCAAUAGCUACAUGUACUUGUAUUAAUUUUAAAGUGUAGUAUGAGAAGAGCGGGAAGGUAACAGCCACCCCUGCUUGGGUUUGAACAUUAUCCUUGCAGCUCUGAGACUAACCAGUUCUGUUCAGCCCUGCUGAAAUCCUUUAAGUACUGUAAUCUGUCCAAUACCACUAGCUUCAGACUCUGUUUCUUGGUCUGCUCUUUGUUUCUUUUGCUCUUGUUCUGUGCAAAUUCUUUACUCUGUCCAGCUGGUACAAACCAUUCCUCUCUCACAACAUAUCCCUCUUAGCCAUGGAAAUAACAGAGGACUCAACAGGACUUGCUUUUCUGGAGUACUCAUUUUGGUCUGGAAAUCAACUGCACCAUUAUGGAAAGUACUUCUUGUGAACUGCAGAUGUUUGGGGGGGGAGGGAGGGGAAUUAAGACUGCUAUUGUUCCUCCUUUAGGUCACCCAUCAAACAUCUGCAUUUUAAUAAUAAAAGGGGGUGGGGGGAGUGAGUGUUAGGGGUUGGAGAAGAUUAUGUAUGAUCUGUUUCUGAAUAAACGUUUGUUAUACAGAGAGUGGAUUCUAAGCUUCUUUAGAUGCUAUGAGGCAGCUGAAAGAUCAGAAUGGUGGUGCUGUUAAGAUUUUUAAUCAAGUCUGUUUCACCAGUUGAAACAACUUAGUAUGUACCUAGUGUUUCUGGUUCAGUGCAAAUGCCAUACAUAGCUAAGCAGGUAAUGGAACAGCUGGGCUAUCUUUCAAGUACAAGGUACAAGUAUGAUGAAGCCAUUCAGACCAGGCCUAUUAAGUUGACAGAACUACCAGCUAAUAACUUAUUGUUGUCCUAUGUGAAAUGUCUUCAUCUAGUUCUUAGAUCAGUGUCCAGACCACCAAAAUAGAUGAUGUUGGCAGCCUAGAGACACAAGAAUUAAUAUAGAUAGAAGUACCCUCUGCCUCUUAUGAAGAUGACUGUUCUGUCAGGGCUGAAGUAUAAUGGAGGGUUAGGGAAAGAUCAGUAAACUGAACACCUAUUUGGCCUUUUUCAUGAACAUCAAAAUAACAAAAUUAAACCUUUUAAUUAAAAGAGGAGAUGGUAAAUAUGCACCAUCUCACCUUUUUGGUAGUUCUCACUUCGUGUAGGCUUUCAAAUGCUGUAAGAGUAGAAAGGAAAAUCUGUUCAAUUACACCAUAACUUCUAUAGUGUGUCUGUGUGUUUGGUACCCACCACCACGUUGAGGGCCUCCAAAGCCUUUGAGGGAUGCUACUCCUAUUCCUCAUUAGCCAUUACAGUAUUCUGGAAUGGUGGGACAUAAUCAUCCCUGCUGAUCCUGUCCCGGGCUGUGUGACAUGCUUACCCCCACAAGUUUGGUAUUUCCCAAUAAUCUACACACAUUCUCCUUCCAAGUUAAAUGCUGCUGCCUCUUCCCCUUCUCUUGUGGCACUAGCAAACACACAGCCUGCUUCAGGAUCUUUGCACCCUGUAUCCUGAAUAGAGGACCAAGCCAUCUAAUUUGCCUUUGAGCAUGGCAGUCUGAGCAUACACUCUGCGUUAUCAAUAUCUUAAUGCACUUCUGCAAUCUUUUGAAGGUACUGAGGAAGAAACACUUGCAAGCCCUAUUCAGCACUAGUGUUUCUACCCCAUCCCAUGCAAGAGCACUGUGAUAAGUGUUAUGUUGUGUAUUCUCAGCUGGUGUUGCUGGAUCUUUUGCUCUUAUCAAGCCUAAUAAAUUCUGCAUUUGCCUUUGC